CACAAGUCACCUCCACACCUUAAUUUUCCAAAGUCCUAAAACCCCUUCAACCCGCCGCCGACGUAGAGUUGCAAUUCGCUAAUCUCGAAAAUCAUUGUUCGGCUGUCGUUACUUUUUGGUCGUAAGCCGUCGAAUUCCUGUUUUGUAAAAGGUCAUGAAUUUCAACAAUGUGAAAGUCCCCAAGAUGCCAGCGGGUGGUCCUGCUGGUGCUUUAGUUAAGUUCGGUGUAUUUGCUGGUCUUGGUGUUUAUGGUAUUGCUAACAGUCUUUACAAUGUUGAUGGAGGACAUCGUGCAAUUGUCUUCAAUCGUUUAGGUGGUAUCAAAGAAAAGGUUUAUCCCGAAGGAACACAUUUGAUGGUACCCUGGUUUGAGAGACCAAUCAUUUACGAUGUUCGUGCUCGACCUCAUUUGGUGGAAAGCACUUCUGGAAGCCGUGACCUCCAAAUGGUAAAAAUUGGCCUUCGAGUUCUGACCCGUCCCGUGGCAGAUGAAUUGCCUACUAUUUAUCGUACACUUGGUGAGAACUUCAAUGAAAGAGUACUGCCAUCCAUUAUCCAUGAAACCUUGAAAGCUGUUGUUGCCCAAUACAAUGCCAGUCAGCUCAUCACUCAGAGAGAGGCUGUCAGUAGAGAAAUAAGGAAGAUAUUAACAGAGAGAGCAGCAAAUUUUAAUAUGGCUCUGGAUGAUGUGUCCAUUACUACCCUCACAUUUGGAAAGGAGUUCACUGCUGCUAUAGAAGCCAAGCAGGUGGCUGCACAAGAAGCUGAAAGGGCUAAAUUUGUUGUCGAGAAGGCUGAACAAGACAAAAGAAGUGCCAUAAUCCGUGCUCAGGGAGAAGCCAAGAGUGCUCAGCUGAUUGGUCAAGCCAUCUCCAACAACCCAGCAUUUAUCACACUAAGGAAAAUAGAAGCUGCCAGAGAAAUUGCAAGCACCCUCUCUAAUGCUUCCAACAAGGUCUUCCUGAAUUCUGGUGAUCUUCUCCUGAACCUCCAGGAAAUGAAACUCUAGAAGAAACAAAAACAGGUUGGUUGGUUACUACUGCCUUUUUCAGUUUAAAAUGCCUGGAGCGAACAGCUGGGCUUCUUAGUUUUCUCUUCAUGCACGGAGUUGUGAGAAUUUAACUAUGAGAAAAACCUUGUGUAAAUCUCUUGAGAAAUUGUGAUGGUCUUGAGAUGGAUUUCCUAUUACAGUGUUGACUAUUAAUUUGUUUGCCCUAUUCAACAAGUUAAUUCCUCCUUUGAUCAUA
Impatiens glandulifera is the source of this 1247-nucleotide messenger RNA. RefSeq names its product prohibitin-1, mitochondrial-like. Gene Ontology annotation, cellular component: membrane; mitochondrion. Gene Ontology annotation, biological process: mitochondrion organization. NCBI's taxonomy places the organism in Eukaryota, Viridiplantae, Streptophyta, Magnoliopsida, Ericales, Balsaminaceae. The record is from RefSeq and is a predicted model, not a curated record. The transcript has 6 exons. Bases 155 to 1009 code for a protein of 284 amino acids.